Messenger RNA from Chrysoperla carnea, 754 nucleotides. Its product is annotated as trypsin delta-like. Gene Ontology annotation, biological process: proteolysis. The transcript has 5 exons. Gene Ontology annotation, molecular function: serine-type endopeptidase activity. The coding region runs from base 2 to 754 and encodes 250 amino acids. NCBI's taxonomy places the organism in Eukaryota, Metazoa, Arthropoda, Insecta, Neuroptera, Chrysopidae. The record is from RefSeq and is a predicted model, not a curated record.
CAUGGCUAAUUAUAAAUAUUCGAUUGGAUUGAGUUUUAUAAUUUAUAUUUUGAUAAUUGGUUAUCUUCGUCAAUGUUUGGCUACAUCACCAAAAAGUAGCUCAACACAAAACACUAACGCAAUUCGGGAUGAUCAAAUGAUUAGUAAUUCAACAUAUCUUAACUCAUUAAUUAUGCAUCAAACGACCAGGAAUAACCUAAAAGAAUCAUCUGUUCCUGAAAAUCGAAUUUUGAAUGGACAACCAGCAACAGUUGGACAAUUUCCUUAUCAAGUAAUAGUUUAUGCUAGCAAUUUGAAUGUAUGCGGUGGAGCUGUUCUUAACAAAAAUACAAUUAUAACAGCCGCUCAAUGUCUUUAUUAUCCAGAUAAAAACCAAUUGAUUCCAGAAAAUGAAAUCAAAGUCGGUGCAGGUGAUGUCAAUUCAAAUGAAAUCAAUAUGAAACACUUUACUGUGAAAAGUGUUCAUCCUCACGAAAUGUACAAUCAAAAAACUUUUAAAAACGAUUUAGCAAUAAUUAAGAUUAAUGAAAUUUUUUGGGAUGAAUCACCCACACCAAAUAUACAACCAAUUGAAAUAGCAUCAACGCAAUAUAAAAGUGGUACCAAUUGUGUGCUUGCUGGUUGGGGUAAAACUGAACCACAUUCCAAACCUUUACAAUUUUUAAACAAAAAUUUUAGAGUUUUAUGGAGGACAUCAUGUUUUGGCAUCAGAUUGGAACUAGUUGUUUUGGUUUGUUUUACAAAGUCAAUUUAG